Messenger RNA from Rhineura floridana, 2509 nucleotides. RefSeq names its product RB binding protein 4, chromatin remodeling factor (gene RBBP4). Gene Ontology annotation, molecular function: histone binding. Bases 272 to 1549 code for a protein of 425 amino acids. The record is from RefSeq and is a predicted model, not a curated record. The transcript has 12 exons. Gene Ontology annotation, cellular component: NuRD complex; nucleus; ESC/E(Z) complex. Gene Ontology annotation, biological process: regulation of gene expression. NCBI's taxonomy places the organism in Eukaryota, Metazoa, Chordata, Lepidosauria, Squamata, Rhineuridae.
GUCUCAGCAGUCGUGAUUCGCCGAAAAGAUCGCAGCGGCGGGGGUUGCGAUUGGCUGGAGUUGGCGCGAACCCGUCUCGCGCGGCAUUGCUGUUCUGAGGCGAAUAGUAAAAAGGGGGGGGGGAGAAGGAGGAUUCUGUCGACGACGACUGAGGGAACAAUAGAGGAGUGCUGAGCAGCUCGGCGCAAGGUGUUGAGCGAAGGGCGGGCCGGGUCCUCAGGUGAAGUAGGAAGCCGCGACGUCCCUGGCGCCCCCUAAAAGAGUCGGAAUCAUGGCGGAUAAAGAAGCUGCCUUUGAUGAUGCAGUGGAGGAGCGAGUAAUCAAUGAAGAAUAUAAAAUCUGGAAAAAGAACACUCCAUUCCUCUAUGAUCUUGUUAUGACACAUGCUUUGGAGUGGCCCAGCUUGACUGCUCAAUGGCUUCCUGAUGUAACCAGACCUGAAGGCAAAGACUUCAGUAUUCACCGGCUAGUUCUUGGGACCCACACCUCUGAUGAACAAAACCACCUUGUGAUAGCCAGCGUGCAGCUCCCUAAUGAUGAUGCACAGUUUGAUGCUUCACACUAUGAUAGUGAGAAAGGAGAGUUUGGAGGCUUUGGCUCUGUUAGUGGGAAAAUCGAAAUUGAAAUAAAGAUCAACCAUGAAGGAGAAGUAAAUAGAGCACGCUACAUGCCCCAGAAUCCUUGCAUCAUUGCCACAAAGACUCCAUCCAGUGAUGUGCUUGUGUUUGAUUAUACAAAGCAUCCAUCUAAACCAGACCCUUCUGGUGAGUGUAAUCCAGAUCUACGUCUACGUGGGCAUCAAAAAGAAGGCUAUGGCUUGUCUUGGAAUCCAAACCUCAGUGGUCAUCUGCUUAGCGCAUCUGAUGAUCAUACUAUUUGCUUGUGGGACAUAAGUGCUGUCCCAAAGGAAGGGAAAGUGGUGGAUGCAAAGACCAUCUUUACAGGCCAUACAGCUGUGGUGGAAGAUGUUUCCUGGCAUUUGCUCCAUGAAUCUCUCUUUGGAUCUGUUGCUGACGAUCAGAAGCUUAUGAUCUGGGACACCCGGUCAAACAACACCUCCAAGCCAAGCCAUUCUGUGGAUGCUCAUACUGCUGAAGUGAACUGUCUGUCCUUCAAUCCAUAUAGCGAGUUCAUCCUGGCCACAGGAUCAGCUGAUAAGACUGUUGCAUUGUGGGAUCUGAGAAAUCUGAAACUGAAGUUGCACUCUUUUGAGUCGCACAAAGAUGAAAUAUUUCAGGUUCAGUGGUCACCACAUAAUGAAACCAUUUUGGCCUCCAGUGGUACUGAUCGGAGACUGAAUGUCUGGGAUUUAAGCAAAAUUGGGGAAGAGCAGUCUCCUGAAGAUGCCGAAGAUGGGCCACCUGAGCUAUUGUUUAUUCAUGGUGGUCACACUGCAAAGAUAUCUGACUUCUCCUGGAAUCCCAAUGAACCCUGGGUAAUUUGUUCUGUAUCAGAAGACAAUAUCAUGCAAGUCUGGCAGAUGGCAGAGAACAUAUAUAAUGAUGAAGAUCCUGAAGGAAGCGUGGAUCCAGAAGGGCAAGGGUCUUAAAUACUUGACCCUUUUCCAACCUUGCUAUUUGUUUCCUCCUGUUAUCCUCUCCCUGUCCUGUUCUCCCAAGUUUCCUGAGAUUGUCAACUCUGCUGUUUUGUGAGAGACAAACACACACACUGUGCAUUCAACAGCUCAUCUGUAGAUACUCUCCAUCAGCCUUGCUUUUAACUCAGAAAGUGAACUGUUGCUGUUGAAAGUUGAGCCUGACGUGAGCAAACAUCACACAGUGGCUUCUUAGUUGACCAUUUUUUCUCCUAAAAACUUGUUGAUUGAGAGCUGAUAUAUACAGCCUGCUAACAAGACAUUUUAAUACAAACUAUGCCUGAAUUGUUGCAGCACAAAUGUUGGUAAGAUCUGAACGUUUCUACUGAAGGGAAUUUAAGAGUAGAGGUUUCUUUUUAAUUUUAUUAUUUUUAUUGGGCCCUCCUGAUAAGAGAAUAUGUGCAGAGUUUCCGCUCUAGUCUUGUUUCAGAUGCAGAUAAAUCCAGUGCAAGGUCACCUAUUCUUGUCCUUUUUUUAGAGUGUCUGUCCAGAAGCCUGGGUUUUCUCCAUAUUUUGGUCCUUCCAUUCUUUUCUGACGGGGCAACUUAGGAUGUGGAUAUGAAUAUGGUAGUCACCUGUAACUGCACAUUACUUUGCCCUCUUGUGUGUUUCUUGAACUGUUCUAUUAUCUUUACUUUCUGUGAUUUUAAAAAACAAACUGGGGGGGGACCACCAAGUUGUAAUGGUGUUUGUAUUCAGCUGAGUGAUGGACCACAGAUGGCAUACCCAGAUACCUAAAAUUACACCCUGGCAGCUGGUAUACAUAAUGAAGAAUGAUAUACAUGUUGAUGAGAUCAUCUUUCCCCUUAUAUCAGUGCAUUUCCUGUGAGGGUAGGGUAAACUGUUCCACCAGCAGCCCAUUUAACUCCAUGAACCAUACGUGUGCUUCAGAUUAAAUAAAUUUGGUUUUCUAUG